AUGCUCCAUUCUUUCCCAGAUAACAGUCAAUUUAAUAUUAUUAAGCCUGGAACGGGAGCGAGUGGUGUCUUGUGGGGAAUCGCCCACAUCUCGGAGGACUUGGCGCCGGCGCCAAGACGAGCUGCCUAUCUGGACGUCGUCACUCGAGCACUUGGAGGAAACGGACAGCAACCGUUGGCUAUCAGGCAAGUAGCAAUACAUUCCAGAGUAAUUUCUAAGGAAUUGGGUACACCCAUGGAGAGCAGUGAGGAGUACUUCGCGGCAGAUCCAUCCAGCCGUGGUUCCAUAGCUGUUCUGCCGCCAAAUGUCGACAUCUCCUCGCUUCAAUAUCUACAAGGAGUGAACGACCAUGGAGAGCGGAUACUGUUCGCCUCUGCCGAGUACUCGAACGUCUCUAUGGGACUGAUGAACGGAGCCGUUCUUUCUGGAAAAGCAGCUGGAGAGAUGGUGGCGCGCCGUCUGCGAAGUGUUGCCGAAACCGAUCGGGAAGACAACGAGAUCGCCAAUCUUAUCCGCCUUAACGAUGAGGUCGCGAAGACCACUCGACCACUUCAGGUUUCGGUAGACAGUAGACGAACCAACGCCCCCACAACUGCCGCUGCAUUCGUCUACAACACCUCAACACAUUACCCACUCACUCAGCCCAUCGAGGUCACCACCUUCAAGCACUUC
Molecule: messenger RNA, 672 nt
Organism: Ostertagia ostertagi
Lineage: Eukaryota; Metazoa; Nematoda; Chromadorea; Rhabditida; Trichostrongylidae
Source: the annotation of a GenBank genome assembly